Messenger RNA from Camellia sinensis, 1782 nucleotides. The record is from RefSeq and is a predicted model, not a curated record. Lineage: Eukaryota; Viridiplantae; Streptophyta; Magnoliopsida; Ericales; Theaceae.
AUGAACAAUUUGACUAAAGUCAUAUUGAAUGGAGAUUUUGAUGAAUCUUCAUCGUCUAAUGAUGAUAUCAUCAUGAUACAACUGUUCACAGCGCAACAAAAAGAAUACAGACAUUUGGUAAUUGAAGAACUUAAUCAAUGUAAUGAGAAUGAUAAUGAAGAUUUGGGUGUUGAAGAGCCUAUUGAAUGUUUGAAUGAGAAUAACAAUGAAGAUUUGGUGAAUGAGAAAGCUACUGAAAGUGAAGAUUUUAAUUUGGCUACUAAUGGAUUCAAAGAUUGGAAGAAUCUAGGUCAUAGGCUUAGAAGUCAGGAAACUAGCAAUGAACACAUGACUUAUAUGAGCAAAUGGAUUGAAUUGGAAAAAAGAUUGCAAAAGAAUGAAACAAUUGAUAAAGGUGUUCAAGAACAAAUCAAUAGGGAGAGAGAACAUUGGAAAAAGGUGUUACUAAGGAUAAUUGCUGUUUUGAGAACUCUUGCUAAAAAUAAUUUAGCGUUUCGUGGAGACAAUGGGAAGAUUUAUCAAGAAAGAAAUGGAAACUUUUUGAAUUUAAUUGAAAUGAUUGCUCAAUUUGAUUCGGUAAUGCAAGGCCACGUUCAUCACAUUGAAAGGAAUGAAAUUCAUUACCAUUAUCUUGGCCACAAAAUCCAAAAUGAAUUGAUACAGAUGUUAGCGAAUGAGAUCAAAAGUACCAUUGUGAAAAGAAUCAAAGAAGCGAAAUAUUUUUCAGUUAUUCUUGAUUGUACUCCAGAUGUUAGUCAUGAAGAACAAAUGUCUCUUGUAAUAAGAUGUGUGGAUGUUUCAACUAAUCAAGUAAAGGUGGAAGAGUUCUUUUUAGAAUUUUUAAAAGUGGAUGACACAUCGGGAUUGGGUUUUUUUAAUGUACUUAAAGAGGUAUUGUACACACUCCAACUUGAUAUUGGUGGUAUAAGAGGGCAAGGAUAUGAUAAUGAAAGUUUCAAAGGUCAUGUAGAAGGUCUCACAUUGAAGCCAUUGUCACAAAAAAGGUGGGAAAGUCACGUUGAAAGUGUUAAAACAAUAAGAUAUCAAGCUCCACAAAUAAGAGAUGCUUUAAAUCAUUUGGCAAAUCUUGGUGAACCCCACAAUACAAAGAGUGAAGCUGAUUGCUACUCUAAUGAAUUGAUCCAUGUAUUUCGUGAAAAGCGUGUCAUUCGCAAAAGAGAAUUUGAUGAGAAUGUUAGUGAAGAGGCAACACAGACUGCUGAAGAAUCUUUUAGAGUUAAUUACUUUAUGUAUAUAAUUGAUCAAGCUCUUUCUUCACUUAAGAGUAGGUUUGAACAAUUUCAAGUAUAUGAGGAAAAUUUUGGAUUUUUGUUUGAUUUGAAAAAGUUGAGUUCUACCAACAUGGAUUGUUUGAAGACUUAUUGUGUUAAUCUUGAAGAUUUUCUAAAACACGAUGAACUUUCUGAUAUUGAUGGGAGAGAUCUAUUUUCAGAAUUGAAUGUCUUGAAAGAAGUUUUACCGGAAGGAAUCAAAAGGCCAAUUGAAGUAUUAAAUUAUUUGAAAACAAUGGAUGGUUGUUUCCCAAAUGCAUGGAUUGUGUAUAGAAUUUUGUUGACCAUACCUGUUACAGUGGCCACUGGAGAAAGAAGUUUUUCAAAGUUGAAGUUAAUCAAACCUUACCUUCGGUCAACUAUGUCACAAGAAAGAUUGAAUGGGUUAGCUUUGUUAUCCAUUGAAAAUGAUAUGCUGGAUAAAUUCGAUUAUGCAAGCUUCAUUAGUGAUUUUGCAGCUAAAAAUGUCAGAAGAGUAAUGUUUAUGUGA